GGCCGAAGAUUGGCACUAGGGCGGCUUCCCGGAUGUUAGGAUUCUUUGCUUGGCCUUCGACUUCAUCACAAAAAUUGUAAUUUAAAUAAAUAUUCUCGGCUAUACUCAUCUUUUUUCAAAUAUAGGAUACGGAUAUAUUACCUAAGCAGAUUUAAUAAUGGGAAAUGAGCUGACAUUACCGACUGAUAUGGUCACGCAUUUUGAACCGGAAGAAAUAAAGCGUCUUGGAAAGAGGUUUAAGAAGUUAGAUUUAGAUCAUUCAGGUUCCUUGUCUGUGGAGGAAUUUAUGUCGUUACCAGAGCUUCAGCAGAAUCCAUUGGUGCAGAGAGUUAUAGAAAUUUUUGAUCAGGAUGGGAAUGGAGAAGUCGAUUUUAAAGAGUUUAUUGAAGGUGUUUCCCAGUUUAGUGUAAAAGGUGACAAGGAAUCUAAACUUAGAUUUGCAUUUCAAAUAUAUGAUAUCGACCGUGAUGGAUUCAUUACUAACUCUGAACUAUUUCAAGUACUAAAAAUGAUGGUGGGCAAUAACUUGAAAGACACACAACUUCAACAAAUUGUAGAUAAAACUAUUCUGUAUGCCGAUAAAGAUCAAGAUGGAAAAAUAUCAUUUAGUGAAUUCUCUGAAAUGGUGGGUAAUUUGGACGUACACAAGAAGAUGGUAGUUGAUGUUUAAAGCGCAACAGCAUGCAAUAUGGACAUAAUUUUAGAAUUCACCAACACUUUGUCGUGGCCAAUAUCCUACAGAAAUCAAUGGUUUGUGUGUCUGAAGUACUAUAAAGAGAACCGUCGUUUUGAAAAAUGAUCUUGGAGUUUUUCUGGUAGUUCCAAACAUCAAACACAUGUGAUUUACUGUAAAAUACUGUUUAUUUAUAUGGCCAAAAAACUUGCAAUUAAGUGAUAAUGAAGUUAGAAUGCUAAUUAUUACCAGCUAAUUACGGUUUUCUAUUACAUGCUUUGAUUAAAGAGAACAUAUCCAUAGUUUGAUGGUAAAUAAAAGACUAUUAGCAGACUUAAUGUUUUAAUGA
This is a messenger RNA of Dendronephthya gigantea, 1022 nucleotides long. Its product is annotated as calcineurin subunit B type 1-like. Lineage: Eukaryota; Metazoa; Cnidaria; Anthozoa; Malacalcyonacea; Nephtheidae. The transcript has 7 exons. Gene Ontology annotation, molecular function: calcium-dependent protein serine/threonine phosphatase regulator activity; calcium ion binding. The coding region runs from base 158 to 670 and encodes 170 amino acids. The record is from RefSeq and is a predicted model, not a curated record.